Ceratitis capitata (Mediterranean fruit fly) is the source of this 1089-nucleotide messenger RNA. RefSeq lists its product as hypothetical. Gene Ontology annotation, cellular component: transcription regulator complex; nucleus. The transcript has 2 exons. The record is from RefSeq and is a predicted model, not a curated record. Gene Ontology annotation, biological process: regulation of transcription by RNA polymerase II. NCBI's taxonomy places the organism in Eukaryota, Metazoa, Arthropoda, Insecta, Diptera, Tephritidae. The coding region runs from base 88 to 1008 and encodes 306 amino acids.
UGGCAAACGAUAAAAAAAAUAGCAUCAGAUCGCAUCACAUCAUUGACGGAAGUUAUUGCUUGUGUGUAAUUUUAAUUAAAGUUUAAAAUGGCUGAUACUGAACUUAUUCUAAAAAUAAUAAAUGGGGUGAAAAAACGUGAUUGCUUGUGGAAUAUACAUUCAGCAGAAUAUGCAAAGCGUGAUAAACUAGAAAAGGCUUGGCAAGAAAUAUCGGUUGAUAUUGGAAAGCCAGAAAAUUUUUGCCGUGAAAAGUGGCGUAAUGUACGCACUGGUUUCUUGCGUAGCAUUCAAUACAAUACGAAUAUUCUUUGCGAUAAUGGCGAUGGUUCCGAAGAUUUGCCUACUCCACGUCGUAAACGCUUCUACUUGUUUGAUGAAAUGAAAUUCCUUUUACAAGCAACGGAAAGCACUGGACAAGUAAAAAAGAAGCAAAAACUUUCUCGUAGUGCCAAAUCAAGAAAUUCAAUUGACGAUCCCAGCGGAGAUAAUGUGGAUGCUAGCACAAUACAAGCAAUUUCGGGAAAUAAAGAUUCAAAGCACUAUACCAAUAUCAAUGAUACAAAUCAAAGUAAUAUCUCCACAUACCCAGACGUAUUAAAUGAACUACAACUAUCCGCUACUUCAUCGACGAAGCCCUCAACAAGACAAUCAGAAGCGGCACUAGCACUGAAAAUGGAUCAACUAUCUCCACCUCCUCCAAUGAAAAUCGACGAGGAAAAAGAGGAGCAAGUAAAACAUUCAACACCCAUGGCAGUUCCAUCUGGUGGCACACAGUGUGAAAUCGGAAAUAAUACCAAAAGCGGGGAAUUAUUCAAUCCCAAUGCAAAUCGUAACGAAUGCGAUAACCGCGAUGAGGAGCAACUACUCGCCUUUUUCCGUGGCAACAUCGAUGAUAUAUUAUCACUUCCCCGACACAAGCAACGUUUAUUCAAGAGGCGGAUGUUGGAAUUAAUCGAUGAUCUACAUAGACCAGAAAAUGGGCUCUCGAGCAGCAGCUAUUGUCCUUGACCGUGUAAAACAAGAUUUGAGUAAAUUUUUAGAGGUUAGAAAUUGGAAAUAAUUAAAUACUAUUUUAAUAUUACAUUCCGA